AUGACUCCCACUUUUCUCUCCGUGGCUGGUCGCGGAGGGCGGGGGCUCCGCGCUGCGUUUGACAGCUGCGAAAUAGAAAAUGUACAGCUCCAAAGCCAGCGCACUCUCGCCAGGCACCGGGAUGCGCCGUGGCUCCUCGUAGCCCGCGGAUGCCCUCGUAAAAUCUGCGCCAAUUACUGAGCGCAAACUCCACCGGGGGGAGUCUAUUUUUUUUCUUCUUGUGCGGGAUUUUGUGCGUGGGAGGGGGUGGUGGUGGUGUUGUUGGAGGACAUGCAUCGCGCGUUCUCGUUCCCGGCGACUUCGGAGCGCAGUCGGACCAAGGAGCGCCUGGAGGCGAGUCUGUCCGGGCUGUGCGAGCUGGAGCUCCGCAAGCAGAGGCAGGAGUGCCUGGUGCUGGGGGCGCUGGCUCUGGGGGACCCUCUGCUCGAGGGCCGCUCCGGAGCUGAACUGGCGGGGUUCAGCAGCUGGGGCCAGGAGAACUUGACACUGAGGCGCCAGCUGAGUGCCCUUCAGAGCACCCCAUGGGGCCUGAUGCAGGCGCUGGAGCAGCAGGCGGGGGAGCUGAGGAUUGACGCGGAGGACGGCGGCCAUGAUGGCGCUCAAGCAGCAGAAGGAGGCGACAGUCGGCCGAGUUCGGGUUUCUAUGAGUCGAGCGAGGGUCAAUCGCCUAAAGGGAGAUCUUGUUCCUCAGAGUCAACAGAGCCCGUUUCCUCCUGGGCUCACACCAACGACAGGCCGAAGUCUGUGGGUGACCCCCUGAUGCUGAACGGAGGACAGGAUGUGCCCGUCCCCCGCGCGGGCCUCCCCCGCUCUUUCUCAGCCCCUCACCCGCCUCUGGAGGGCAUCGCCGAGGAAGGCGGGGCGGGGGAGUCGUGGCAGUGGGACGCCGGCGGUGGGGGCGGGGCCUGGCAGCAGCAGCAGCAGCAGCAGCCCGCGGAGGAUCAGGUCACAGAGGAGGACUACCAGCUGGCUCUGAGGGUCGAGGGUUACAUCCUCGGCCUCAUCCAGCGCUACACCCUCCCGCCGCGGCCGUGUCAGCCUCGCACCACCCUGAGCCCCGACCCCCAGUACCCCGGUGCCUCCGGGCACGGCUCCCUACACAGGAGAACUCCUUCUCUUACCACAGAGCAGCACUUUCCUGACCCCCACUUCCAGCCCCACGUUGACCUUUCAGCAAACCCUAAGGGCCAGGGCUGGGGUCGUGACCUCCAGGAGGGGGAGGCCUGUGGAGCAGAGGCCCCAUCUUUGGAGGAGGACUGUUAUCUUGCUCUGCCCUACCCCCAGUCCAGGCCGCACUCGCUGGCCGAGAGGCUGCAGUCACCCCUGCCCUCCGUGGACCCCAACUGUGGUGCCGGAGCUCUUGACUUUUAUUGUGAACCCCCAUCCCCCCAGCAUUACUUACAUCACACACAGCUCCCUAUUCACCCCAAACACAAUUUAGUGAGUGCUCAGUACAUCCCCGGGCAAGCCUGCCAUGCCCCCGUGCGCUCGCCCCGACACUACAACCCGGAGCAGGCCAAGCCCAACCGCGCCGCGGCCUCCUCCGACCCCCCGAAGGCCAGAGCUUCCAAGAAGAGCCACGGCGAGCGGCAGAGGGCCAAGAAGUCGGGCAGCAAAGCCGGCCGAUCGCAGUCGGAGAACAGCCUGCUGGGCCAGCGGGUGCUGCCCGAGCGCAGGUACAGCACCACCGAGAGGCACCAGGGCCGAGGGGAGCCCCCCCCGGGCCGAGGCCACGCCGCCGGACACCCGGCGGGGGGCGGCGCCGGCGACGGCGCGGGCCGGCGCUGGUGCUCCAACGUGGAGCUCAGCCAGGACGAAGGGGAAGCGGCGGCGGCGGCGCAGCCCCACAGGCGACCUGCGCGAAAGGUUCGCCACGGCCCCCCCCAGGCCCAACACCAGAACUACCAGCAGCACGGCCAGCGCUGGCACCCCGACUACCCGGAGACGGCCCCUCUCUGCCGCGGAGAGGAGAGCUACGGCGGAGCCGCCGCCGGCGCCGCUGCCGCCCUGCCCGUCGAGUCCGAGUCCAGCAUGAGCGAGGUGUACUCGCCGGCCUCCAGCUCGCUGUCCAGCGACUCGGACGGGAGCGGGGGCCUCGUGUGGCCCCAGCAGCUGCCGCCGCGCCUGGCGUCCACCUCGUCCUCGUCCUCGCCCUCACCGCAGGCGCCGACCAACGCCGCCGCCGCCGCCGCCGCCUCUCAGCCAAAGGCCUUCGUGAAGAUCAAAGCCUCCCACGCUCUCAAAAAGAAGAUCCUGAGAUUCCGCUCGGGGUCACUCAAGGUCAUGACGACCGUGUGACCCCCCCCGCCCCCCGUGUUUUUAAGCCACUGUCCGAGCAACUCUGUGGCGAAUACUCGAGGUCGGGCCUGUCGUUUGUUAACUGACCAAUCCGGCUUUGGCACGCUGCCUACCUCUGGUUUCAAGACGUUCGUGCCGAGAGACAUUUAGAGACAUUUAAAGAUCUGAAGGAGAUCAUUUGGUUGAAUUUGUCUGGUAGGUGACAGCCAUAAGACACUCGACUAGUGAGCACCGUUCUGCUCUGAUUGAUGAUAAUUGGCGUCAUCGUUACGCUGCGUUCACACGGCGACUGAAGCGUUCGUCUCGAUGCCUGUUGGCCGUAUAGUUAAUUAAUCGUGAUGUGUGGUUAAUUGAUUCAUUAAAACGGUACAUUGUCAAAAGCUUCAAGUCUUGCUAAAACACCAAAGCUGUAGGAAAUGACAUUGAAGUAUUUUAUGGUACUGACCUUUUCAAAAAAAAUUGGGUUAAAUCAAUUGUUCCAAAAUUUCCCACAAAUGUCCUUGAAAGCUUCUUGGAAAGAACUGUGAAAUUUGGAUUAAUUAAACUCAAGGAAUUAUCAAUAGAAUAUUUAUUCGUUAUUGGAAAGUUAAAAGUGAUCUGACUUUGCGCUGAAUUGAAGCCUGUAGUCACCACUAGAUAAUUGGAAUUAAUUGGAGUGUAUCAUUUAAACAGUCCCUAUUUGUCCUUCAUAGUUCGUUCCGGGAACUAUUGGGUUUUUGUUCUGAAGCUACAGACCCAUGAAAUAAAGUUCUUCUCAAAAUAAUACUUCAGUGUGUGGUGGAAACUUGAAGCUUCAGAGUAAGGAUUUAUCUUGAAAUAUACAAAAAAAAAUGUUAUUUGUGAAGGAUUGAACUAAUGUGUAAUAGAACAAAUCUAUGUUUACAUUUGGUUCUCACACAGUAUUGGUGGUGUGAGUGUUGUUCUCUGAGGAGGGUACUUUGUAAACUGUGCUGCAGGGACCAAUGAGCAG
This is a messenger RNA of Pungitius pungitius (ninespine stickleback), 3268 nucleotides long. Its product is annotated as dapper 1. Lineage: Eukaryota; Metazoa; Chordata; Actinopteri; Perciformes; Gasterosteidae. Gene Ontology annotation, biological process: negative regulation of canonical Wnt signaling pathway. The transcript is spliced from 4 exons. The coding region runs from base 271 to 2298 and encodes 675 amino acids. Gene Ontology annotation, cellular component: cytoplasm. The record is from RefSeq and is a predicted model, not a curated record.